AUGACUCCACAAACAUCUAGCAUCACAGAACCCAAAAGACAAGAGUUAGAUGCGUUCAUUAGGGGCCGAAUUAUAGGUCAAUGGGAAAAGGACGCUACAUAUAGAGAAAUCUCUAAAGCUCUUGAUAUUCCGAAGAGCACUGUUGGAAAUGUAGUGAAAGUCUUCCGAGAUAAAGGUGUUUCCAAGCCCUUGACCCGUCUAGUAAGGGAACCAAACGUUACAAAGAGAACACAAUCUGCCAUGGUGCGCUUAUUUCAUAGCGAACUAUUCUUGUCAAUUGCGGCUCAGCAUCAGAGAUUAGUCGAUGCGAAAAUCUCCAUCUGCAUGACCAUAUUCCAUAAGAACAUGGAACUUCUUGGCUUCAAUUCUCAUUUAGCAGCUCCCAAGUCAGGGUUUAUCGAAAAACAUAAGAAAACCAGGCUGAAAUGGUGCCUUUACAAAUAUUUCUAUGAACACUAUUUUCUCAGGGGUUUAUUCAGAGAGAGACAUAAAGAUUACGCCUUAGCCAUUACGCCUUAUGUCUUUGGGUGCCACAAGUUAAUCCCCAUGCUUUAA
Molecule: messenger RNA, 555 nt
Organism: Phycomyces blakesleeanus NRRL 1555(-)
Lineage: Eukaryota; Fungi; Mucoromycota; Mucoromycetes; Mucorales; Phycomycetaceae
Product: Homeodomain-like DNA binding domain-containing transcription factor
Exons: 4
Coding region: 1-555 (184 amino acids)
Source: RefSeq, a predicted model, not a curated record